UGCUUCUGUCCACUUUUCCUCCGUCUCCCACUUCUCCCAUGGCUACUCGCUUUCUUCUCCUCCUCCUCUUCCUCCUACUCUCUCUCCUCUUCUUCCACCUCUAUUCCAACGAUUGGGACGGACCAUGGAAACUCCCAUUUCGAACCUUGGAUAUCCUCCCGCUGCUCCCUUUCUCGGCCUUAAGACCCAUCCUCAGCUCAGUCUACAGCGCUGUCGAUCUCCUGCCGACCUUCGUCGGCACUGUAUCAUCUCCGGAAAACAGCCUCCAAUGGAAGGGCGCCUGUUUCUAUAACAAUAGCGCGUGGAUGGAGUUUCACAAUAAGAGCAAGUCGCCCUACGGGGGAGGUACCCUCCAUCUAAAGGUUAGUAAUGCCCACAGUUGGACUUGUUUGGAUCUUUAUGCCUUUGCAACUCCAUUCCACCUUACAUGGGAUUACUAUUUCUUGUCUCGAGAGCAUACAAUUGAAUUUCAUGAAUGGGAAGGAGAAGCUGAAUAUGAAUAUGUGAAGCAUCAUGGAGUAUCAAUCUUCCUCAUGAAAUCAGGGAUGCUAGGAACUCUCCGCGCUCUGUGGGAUGUUUUUCCCUUGUUUACAAAUACUGGAUGGGGUGAGAACUCAAAUGUUAAUUUUUUGAAGAAACACAUGGGAGCAAAGUUUGAGGAACGCCCAGAACCAUGGUUUUCUAGCAUCAAUGUUGAUGACAUCCAUUCAGGAGAUUUCUUAGUUUUAUCUAAAAUUCGUGGAAGAUGGGGUGGUUUUGAGACCCUGGAAAAGUGGGUAACUGGUGCAUACGGUGGUCAUUCUGCUGUUUGCCUAAAGGAUUCUGAAGGAAAGUUAUGGGUUGCAGAGUCUGGGCAUGCAAAUGACAAGGGAGAAGAUAUCAUUGCUAUAUUGCCAUGGGAGGAGUGGUGGAGCUUCGAAUUGAACAAAGAUGACUCAGAUCCUCACAUUGCAUUGCUUCCUUUGCAUCCAAAUCUUCGAGCCAAAUUCAACAAUAGUGCAGCUUGGGAGUAUGCUAGAAGCCUGGAUGGAAAGCCAUAUGGGUACCAUAAUAUGAUCUUUAGCUGGAUAGAUACUACAAGUGGGAACUACCCACCACCAUUGGAUGCACAGUUGGUUGCUUCUGGUAUGAUUUUGUGGAGCAAAGUUAUGCCAGACUAUGCUGCUAAUUUGUGGAAUGAAGCCCUGAACAAAAGACUUGGCACUGAGGAUCUUGAUCUACCUGAUAUUAUAGUAGAGACGGAGGAGAGGGGUUCUUCUUUCGCCAAGCUGCUCGCAAUUCCCGAGCAAGAUGAUUGGAUUUAUUCUGAUGGCAGUUCAACCUCUUGCGUGGCUUUUAUACUUCAGAUGUACAAGCAUGCUGGCCUUUUUGAUCCAAUUUCCAGAUCAAUCCAAGUCACAGAGUUUACGAUAAAAGAUGCGUAUACCCUAAAUUUCUUUGAAAGCAAUUCAAGCCGGCUGCCAGAGUGGUGCAAUAAAGAAGACUCUGUGAAGCUUCCCUUCUGUCAGAUAAAGGGAAAAUAUAGGAUGGAAUUGCCAGAUUACAACACGAUUCAGCCUUACCCACGCAUGAAUGAGAAGUGCCCAUCCCUGCCUCCAAAUUAUGAUCGGCCAAGCUAUUGCUGAUGCUAAUGCCGUUAAUAUUUAGGGUUUAGGGAAUAUCAUGAAUACUUUCUUCUGCUCCUUCCCCUCUCUAUGAAUAUGAAAUUAUGUGGGGGAAAUGGUUGGGUUGUAAAAUUAGUGAAAUUAGUUGGUGUAUAGGAUCUCUCUAUAAGCAUAUGAACUUGUUCCUA
Dendrobium catenatum is the source of this 1792-nucleotide messenger RNA. RefSeq lists its product as uncharacterized. The record is from RefSeq and is a predicted model, not a curated record. NCBI's taxonomy places the organism in Eukaryota, Viridiplantae, Streptophyta, Magnoliopsida, Asparagales, Orchidaceae. The coding region runs from base 39 to 1625 and encodes 528 amino acids. The transcript is spliced from 7 exons.